GGCGGCUGGCACAGCAAACUCGCCAUUCCCUAAGUAAGGCAGACCUGGGUGCGGAGGACCUGGCGAGGUGUCGCGGGGACGCGAAAACUCCCCGGAGCCGCAGUCGCCGCGGGGCGGCCUGGGGAAGUCAGCAGCGCGGUGGCGGGAACCGCAGCCCGGCGGCCCUGGAACCUCCCAGAUUUAUCUUUUUGACACCCAUGAAUACAAGCGCAAGAAGAGGAAAAAUGGCUGGUUCUUCAGUAAAUACAUCCCAGGGUCUGUUGACAUUCCGGGAUGUGACUGUGGACUUCUCCCAGGAGGAGUGGGGAUGCCUGAACUCUGCUCAGAGGACUUUGUACAUUGAUGUGAUGUUGGAGAAUUACAGCAACCUGAUCUCUGUGGGUAUUAUUGUGUGCAAGGCAGACCUGGUCCCAUGUCUGGAGCAAAUCCAAGUGCCCUGGAAUGUGAAGAGAGAGGAGAUGGUGGCCGACCCAGGUGGGGAGAAUCAACGGAUGUUGAAUGAAUCAGAGGAGGUCUUGGAUGAAGACUCAAAGUUUACUAUUGAUGAGCAUGUGGCAGUUCAACAGAAGUCACGUAAAUGUAAUGAGCUUGGCAAAAUGCUUCAUGAAUCCUCCAAAUGGACACUAUGCAAAACAAAUAAUACUACAGAAAACUGCUACAAAGACAGAUGGAUACAAAACCACAGGGAUGAUUGCAUUGAAUCAAUCAACUUCAGUAGCUAUAAACACAUGCACACUGGAGAAGAACCUUGCAAAUAUAAAGAUGUUGACAAAUCUUUAAGUUUAUUUUCAAACAUAAGUCAGAGUCAUGGAAUCUUCAUAGGGAAGAAAGAGUAUAAAUAUAACGAAUAUGAUAAAUAUUUUGGCUUUACCCCAAAACUUGUACAGCUAAGAAUCCAUAAUGGAGAAAAAUCACACCAAUUCAGGAAAUGUGAAAAAUCCUUGAGGACCUACUCAAGCCUCAGUACACAUCAGAGAGCUCUUACUGGAGAGAAACUAUGGAAAUGCACAGAGUGUGACAAGUCCUUUAAGUGUUUGUCUGACCUUAAAACCCAUUACAGAAUCCAUCCCGGAGAGAAACCUUUCAAAUGUAAGAAAUGUGACAAAUCUUUCACCUACUGCUCAUCGCUUAGAGAACAUCAGAACAUCCAUGAGGGCAAACUUUACAGAUGUUGGGACUGUGGCAAAUCCUUCACCCGGUGUUCAUCUCUUAGAGCCCAUGAGAAAAUUCACACUGGAGAAAAACCUUUCAAAUGUAAGGAAUGUAAUAAGUCCUUUUAUAUGCUGUCCCAACUUAGAAAACACGAGAGAACCCAUACUGGAGAGAAACCUUACAAAUGUAAGGAAUGUGACAAAUCCUUUACGUACUGCUCUUCUCUUAGAGAACAUCAGAACAUGCAUGCUGGAAAAUUUUAUAAAUGUCAGAAAUGCGACAAAACCUUUACCCGGUGCUCAUCUCUUAGGGCACAUGAGAAAAUUCAUACUGGGGAAAAACCUUACAAAUGUAAGCAGUGUGGUAAGUCCUUUUAUAUAUUGUCCCAACUUCGAAAACAUGACAGAACCCACACUGGAGAGAAACCUUACAAAUGUAAGGAAUGUGGCAAAUCCUUUACCCAGUGUUCAACCCUUAGGAUACAUCAGAAAAUUCAUGCUGGAGAGAAACCCUACAAAUGUAAAGAGUGUGGUAAGUGCUUUUAUAAGUUAUCAUACCUUAAAGUCCAUUACAGGACCCAUACUGGAGAGAAGCCUUACCAAUGUAAAGAAUGUGGUAAGGGCUUUUCUCAGUUGUCCUGUCUUAAAAGCCAUGGCAGAAUUCACACUGGAGAGAAACCUUACAAAUGUAGUGAAUGUGGCCGAUCCUUUACACAUCACUCAACCUGUAGGAGACAUCAGAGUACUCAUGCUGCAAAACUUUAUCAGUGCGAGGAGUGCGACAAAUCCUUUGCCAAACCUUCAUCUCUCAGAACACAUCAGAAAAUCCAUGCCGGAGAGAAACCUCAUGGUUGUAAAGAAUGUGGUAAGGCCUUCUAUCAACUGUCACACCUGAAAGUCCAUUACCGAAUCCACACUGGAGAGAAACCUUACAAAUGUAAUGAAUGUGACAAAUGCUUUACCAAAUGUUCAUCUCUCAGAACACAUCAGAAAAUCCAUGCAGGAGAGAAACCUCAUGGUUGUAAGGAAUGUGGUAAGGCCUUCUAUCAUUUAUCACACCUUAACAUCCAUUACAGAAUUCAUACAGGAGAGAAACCUUACAAGUGUAGUGAAUGUGACAAAUCCUUUACCACACUGGCAAACCUUAGAAGACAUCAGAAAAUGCACACUGGGGAGAAAACUUUCUAUAGUAAAUAAUGUGGCAUAUACUUUUUCUAGAGCUGUCUGUAUGGACCACUGCAGUCUCUACAUCAGAGAAUCAUUAUGAACAUGGGAAACUUGUGAAAGCCUUUAAGGAAUUUUUAAAAAACAUCAAGAGUUUAUAGUGAAGAAAAAUUCUAAGAUCAUAAGUUAGUGUAUUACAAAGAAGAAAACUAAGCAUACACAAAAUUCUCAUGUAUUUCAGUGGAAUAUGAUUUUUUGAUUUAAUAGGGAAAUGUUCUUUGGAAACAAUUUGGAUUGUAAGUAUUAAAAUUGGCUGACAUGAGUACAGUACAGUUGGCUAGAUUACACUGAAAAGCAUCCUUAUUAGCAAACGGUUUUAUGAUAAUUUGUAUCAUUUGUUUUUACAUCAGAGCUGAUGAACUCAAGUAAAGUGUCAGGGAAGUUAGGUAGAUAGGAAAUGUUGGGCCCUAAAGCCCCACCAAGGCGGAGGUCACCCCAAGAGACAUUCUCAGCACGGUUGAUGCAAUAGCAAGAGGAAUUUCUAUUCUGCCACGGCAGAGAUCCCUCAGCCUCAAGAGGAGAAGGACCCCUGCUUUGUCUAUUACAAACUCUUUUAAAGGAAAAACCACAAAAUCAGGGAGGGAGUAGUACAGAAUCAAAGGGGAAGUCCAGAAAUCAUUUGUCAACUAUUUUGACUAGUUCAUUCAACGGUCAGCUAACUCUACUUGAUCAAUGUUAUGGUGAUUACAAGGAGGAACACCUGCAGGUCGUCUCACCCCAGUUCCAGGGUCCGGGUCUAUUGAAGAAAGACUACAAUGGGGAUGGAAAGUACUCAAAGCUCCAGUGCAUGCGUGGUUGGUUACCAGGGUCCUGGUUACCAGGGUCCUGGUUCCGAGGAAGGGGGUGCAGUAAUGCUAAGGUGCCCCAAAGUCAGAACUAGCCACUAGUUUUUUUUUAAAUAUUUAUUUAUUUUAUGUAUACAAUAUUUCUGCUGAAUAAUUCUGUUUUCCAUAUCUUAAUUCCUAUAAACUGCAUUUUGUUAUAAAAUCACAUCAGGUAUGUUUUUCAAACUCCGUAAUUGGAUGUCUUAAUAAAGAAAAGUUACUUUUAAUGACGUUGCAUGGUCUUCAAUGAAGAGCAUGUGGUCUAGCAUCAAGUCUGAACAUCUCACAUGCUAUUUCAGCAUGAGAAAGAGAGUGUAAUUGCAUUUGUUGAGGCGAGGUGUCACCAUGUAGCCCCAAUUUUCCUUGAACUCACUGUGUAGAACAGGCUGGCCUCAAACUUCCGGAGAUCUGCCUGAGAUUAAAAGUGCACACCACCAUGCCUGUCCUGUAUGCAUAAUCUUAACAGAAUUUGAUAAAAUACUGAGAUGGUUUCUUUCAGAAUGUUUUUACAAAUUACACAAACUUCAAAAUUGAGUUUAUAUUUCCUGUUUCAGACCCAAUGAUGAAUACAAUAAAUUACCUGGCAGUGAAAUUGAAGUCGUUAGAGUCCUCAAGACAGGAUUUCUUUUGCACUUAGCCUUGUGAAGGUCACCUGAGCAUAGAGGUUUAUCUUGUCUUUUGUAUUUAAAGAGGAAUGGAAAGAUGUGGUACUCUGGCUUUAGGUGUGAGUAGCAGCAGUGAGCAUGUGCAUGUGUGAAUCUCUUCAAAAGAAAACCGCAGUGAAACAGACUGCACAGUGGGUGCUGUGCAAGAGUAACUGCUGAGACAGUGAAGAAGAGAUGGUGCCCAUUGGUCCAAGCUUACUACCAUAGUCCUUGGAACCAUUGAUAGGACUCAUGGACAGUGGUGGUUUGACUAAGAAUGGCCCCAUUGGCUCUGGUAUUUGAAUGUUUGGUGACCAGUUAGAUGGCCUGUUUUGGAAAGAUUAGGAGGUAUGACCUUGUUGGAUAAGGUGUGAUCUUGGGUGGAAGGCUUUGAGGUUCCAAAAGCUCCUGACAGUUAACUCUCUCUCUC
Microtus ochrogaster (prairie vole) is the source of this 4273-nucleotide messenger RNA. RefSeq lists its product as uncharacterized. Gene Ontology annotation, molecular function: RNA polymerase II cis-regulatory region sequence-specific DNA binding; DNA-binding transcription activator activity, RNA polymerase II-specific. NCBI's taxonomy places the organism in Eukaryota, Metazoa, Chordata, Mammalia, Rodentia, Cricetidae. Gene Ontology annotation, cellular component: nucleus. Gene Ontology annotation, biological process: regulation of transcription by RNA polymerase II. The record is from RefSeq and is a predicted model, not a curated record.